Messenger RNA from Vombatus ursinus (common wombat), 1404 nucleotides. RefSeq names its product BPI fold-containing family B member 3-like. Gene Ontology annotation, molecular function: lipid binding. The transcript is spliced from 15 exons. The record is from RefSeq and is a predicted model, not a curated record. Lineage: Eukaryota; Metazoa; Chordata; Mammalia; Diprotodontia; Vombatidae.
AUGUGGCCGUUGCUUGGGUUCCUGUGGGGCUGUAGUCUGCUGAGUUGUGUCCAGGGAAAUGGAGACUUGGGAAUCUUAUGCACCAUCAGUGAACAGGAGAUUCAGAAGGCAUGGAGGGACAAGAUUAUUGGAGGUGGAAUUCUGGAAAAGCAGCUGAAAUUGGUGCAGCUGCCCAACCUGGGAUAUGGGGGUGGCCUCUUUGGCUCUCUCUUGUCUGUUACCAACCUGAGAAUUUUCUCCAUUCAGUUCUUUGAGAUCUCAGUCAAGCUCCACCCCAAUCUGGGGAGCCAGCUCAUUAUCCUUCUCAAGCUCAAUGUAGAUGGCAACUGUUAAGCAGAGCCCUGGGCUGGCUUGCUCAAUCUUCUCUCCGGGUUGAUCAACAUCUCUGUGGACCUGCGUCUGACUGUGGACAUCUGCCUAGGCACUUUUUCAAAAGAGACAAUACAGUUUGUCCCUAACAACUGUUCCACGACUGUGGGUACCAUUAAUGUCAACCUCCUAUCAGGCCUGCUCCCUAUCCAAGCUCAAGUGUUAAUUGGGAAUAGCCUAAGGGGGAUGCUACCAUGCUUGAUUUGUCCUGUGGCGAAGGAGGCCCUGGUGCAGACCACCGUCCAGAUGUUCAACUCCAUCAGUUCACUGGCUCCCUUAGGCACACUGGGGACAAUCCGGUACACACUUGCUGAAUCCCCUGCCAUUACAAGCCAGACUGUGGAUCUUAACAUCAAUGUUGCUGUCCGACUGAUGGAAGGCAGUUCCGUUAACAUACCUGCCAACUCAGCCCAGGUUGCCCUUCCAAAACUGGAUGGAUACAUGGUCUCCUUGAGCAUUUGUCAGUACUUCCUAUCUGUUAUCCUUUCCAUUCUAAUCAACCUUUCCCCACCUGUGUUCACCUGCAAUCAGGAAAUGUUUUCUGAGUGUAACCAGCUAAAGGAUGCAAUCUUUCCCUCGAUUCCAUCCUCGUGUUCUCCAUGUCCCUCAUCCUCACCGCUCAUUGUGAAGCUGGUCCUGUCAGAGCAUCCCUUGAUUCUGUUGGAGGAUGGCAAGGCCAUGGUCAAACUGUUUCUCAUCAUCCAGCUCUUCCUCCAAAAGGCAGAUAACACCUUCUUUCCCCUGAUGGUGCUGAAGGCGGAUCUCUUCCUGAAGGCCAACUUUGUGGUUUCUGGAUGCAAAUUGAUGAUCUCUCUUUCACUGGAAAGCAUCUCCCUCUUCCUGUCAUCUUCAUCAGUGGGAAGCAUUGAAGUAUCAGGUCUCAAUCCAGUGAUCAGCAAGCUCCUGGAAGAUCUUUUUGUCCCCAGCGUCAAUGGUUGCCUGGUUCCUGGUAUCCCUCUGCCUGAUGUCAUGGGGAUCAAGAUAGUGGGUUCUGUUGUGAAAAUUUUACCGGGCCUGCUGGUGGUGUGUAUAUGA